CACCAUGAUUGAAGAAUGCAUAAUAGUCCCAGUACGCAGUGAUAUACCAUAUAAUAGAAGCACCUAAGUGAUAUACCAUAUAAUAGAAGCACCUAUAUCCAAUAUAUAUAUAACUAUAGAGAUCUAAAUGGAGAUGUUUAUCUUAUUCUAUUUUCAUUAAUGAGAAUCAUUCUCUUUUUUUUCAUUAAUUAGAAUCACACACAACCCAUGGGCACCUCUUUCUAUACGGAUCUGAUUGACAACCCAAUCCGUAGCAAGGAAAGACUCUGUUAAUUCACAAACUAGAGGAGUAGCCGACAGGACGGAGGCAGCUACCCGACUCGUACGAGGAUCCCCUGUCAGAAUGAGGACUUAGUUUCUAGUAUGAGAGUCUAGCUUCUAAUCCGGCAGGGACUAUUUUCAACCAUAGAAUAGAGGCCCUUCCCUAGCAACAUCUUAGUAAUUAGCACUUUUCUCGAUUGAUACAAUGAACCGAUUCUCUUCUCUUUAACAGCUUUUUUCUCAUCUCUUUCACUGCUUUUUUUCUAUUCUCUUUAAUGCUUUUUGAAGGGCCUAGCAAUAGUGCAAGUAUAAGCUUCUGGGUGCAGUGGUGGCUACCGACAACAGCCUUACUGAUACGCUAGAACAAGGUGGGUUCGGUCACUCACGCUAUAAUUUCGCCGUCAUUUUCAAUAUCUCAGCCCCGUUCGUAAGGGCCCCUCUCUGAAAAGGAAGGAAAGUCACUUCCACUUUCAUGACCAAUAAGGUAAUUACAAAUCUGGUCCGAUGGCUCUUCUCCACAAACCACAAGGAUAUCGGUACUCUCUAUUUUCUCUUCGGUGCCAUUGCAGGAGUGAUGGGCACAUGCUUUUCCGUACUGAUUCGUAUGGAAUUAGCUCGACCCGGCGAUCAAAUUCUUGGUGGUAAUUAUCAACUUUAUAAUGUGUUAAUAACGGCUCACGCUUCUUUAAUGAUCUUUUUUAUGGUUAUGCCGGCGAUGAUAGGUGGAUCUGGAAAUUGGUUUGUACCGAUUCUUAUAGGUGCACCUGACAUGGCAUUUCCACGAUUAAAUAAUAUAUCAUUCUGGUUGUUGCCACCAAGUCUCUUGCUCCUAUUAAGCUCAGCCCUAGUAGAAGUGGGUACCGGCACUGGGUGGACGGUCUAUCCGCCCUUAAGUGGUAUUACCAGCCAUUCUGGAGGAGCAGUUGAUUCAGCAAUUUCUAGUCUUCAUCUCUCAGGUGUUUCAUCAAUUUUAGGAUCUAUCAAUUUUAUAACCACUAUCUUUAACAUGCGUGGACCUGGAAUGACUAUGCAUAGAUCACCCCUUUUUGUGUGGUCCGUUCUAGUUACAGCCUUCCUACUUUUAUUAUCACUUCCGGUACUGGCAGGGGCAAUAACAAUGUUAUUAACCGAUCGAAACUUUAAUACAACCUUUUCUGAUCCUGCUGGAGGGGGAGACCCUAUAUUAUACCAGCAUCUCUUUCGGUUCUUCGGUUUUCAAAGGCCCUUUUCUGAUUCCAAUCGGAAUACGCAUUGCGCUAUAUGCUGGGACUGUCUGCUUAAUGGUACUCCUACUAUGUUCAUAAGUGGUUUUCUAGUCAAACCCCGAUCUAGUCAAAAUGGAGUAUCUAAGACACAAUCAGCAGGUAACCAACGACAUAAAAGCAGUCUAGUAGGAACCUCAGAGACUACAUGCGCAACAACUUAUCCUAAAUCCUUCUGUGAGUGGCUAGCAGGAAUUCUCGAUGGUGCUGGAAGUAUUCAAGUUAGUAAACAAGGAUCUACUUCUCUGGAAAUUACUAUGGGACUUGCAGAUCUACGACUACUACGAUAUAUCCAACAUAUGCUUGGUGGAAGUAUCAAAAUUCGAGCAGGUGCUAAAGCUUAUCGUUAUCGACUACAUAAUCAACUUGGUAUGAUUCAACUAAUCAAUAGUCUUAAUGGUAAUAUUCGACAUUCAGCACGACUACUUCAACUACAUCGUGUCUGUCAAGUACUUGAUAUCCCUUUCAUUCUACCUAUUACACUAGAUGCUCAAUCCAAUUGGUUUGCAGGAUUCUUUGAUGCUGAUGGUACCAUUGGUCUCGCUAUGAAGCAUCGACUACCUCAACUAAGUAUUCGAGUCAAUAAUAAACUUCUACAAGAUUGUGAGUCUUAUAAGGUCGUAUUUGGAGGAAAUAUCUACUUUGAUAGUAGUCAAAAUGGUCACUAUCAAUGGUCUGUACAAAGUCGAAAAGAUGUUAUCAUGAUGCUAGAUUACUUUAAAUCAAGUACUUUCCGAAGUAAUAAAUCACUACGAUUCUUCCUUAUUGAGGAAUAUUACAGUCUUUACGAUCUCAAAGCAUUUCAACCUGACAGUAUUCACCAUAAAGCAUGGCUAGCUUUCCUAGACAAAUGGAAUAAGUUGAUGAUAUAGUCCACCUUUCUUCUAUUCAUCCGCGAUGAUAUAGUCUACCUUUCUUCUAUUCAUCCGCUUAUAGUAGUAGAAGAGAGAAGCACCCUGAAGUUUACAUCCUAAUUCUGCCUGGAUCCGGUA
Musa acuminata subsp. malaccensis (wild Malaysian banana) is the source of this 2515-nucleotide messenger RNA. Lineage: Eukaryota; Viridiplantae; Streptophyta; Magnoliopsida; Zingiberales; Musaceae. The record is from RefSeq and is a predicted model, not a curated record.